This is a messenger RNA of Raphanus sativus (radish), 1104 nucleotides long. RefSeq lists its product as uncharacterized. The record is from RefSeq and is a predicted model, not a curated record. Bases 1 to 1104 code for a protein of 367 amino acids. NCBI's taxonomy places the organism in Eukaryota, Viridiplantae, Streptophyta, Magnoliopsida, Brassicales, Brassicaceae. The transcript is spliced from 4 exons.
AUGUUGAAGAGUUACCUUACUCUUCUUGUCAAGGCAGCGAGUGAUCUUGUGGAGAAGGGAAUGGAACAGUUUCUGGUACGAGGGCUUGCAAAUCUCGAGAAGUUCUUGGAACGAGAGAAGAGCUUGUAUAAUUACAAUAAGGAUCAAUGGGAUUUCGUGUCUUGUUUCUUGUCCAAGAUCAAAGACUUGGGACCACUAACGAAGGAGGCUACUGGGAAGAUCCAUCGUUUGGUUAAGUCUACCCCAUCACUCGUUCAACAGCCACAUGAACAUGGAGCAGGUUCUGAACAUGAAUGGUCUGAUCGUUCGGCAGCGACUGAUCUUGUGGAUAAGGGUAUGGAACCGUUUCUGGUACGAGGACUUGCAGAUGUCGAGAAGUUCUUGGAACGAGAGAAGGGGUUGUAUAAUUACAAUAAGGAUCAAUGUGAUUUCGUGUCUUGUUUCUUGUCCAAGAUCGAAGACUUGGGACCACUAACCAUGGAGGCUACGGGGAAGAUCCAUCGUUCGGUUAAGUCUACCCCAUCAGUCGUUCAACAGCCACAGGAACAUGGAGCAGGUUCUGAACGUGAAUGGUCUGAUCGUUUGAACAACUUACAGCCGCUUGAGAUCUUAAGAGUCUUUGCGUCCACUGAUGUUGAAGAGAGGGAAGAAGAGUCAACAGACGCUUCAUUGUUGAGAGAACUUCAGCCAUUGCUCAUCUCUUGCCUUUGGGAAAAAGAAAGAAUCUCUGAGAGCAUGUUCAAAGUCCUUAGUGAAGUUGUCUACAGCAUUGCGGAAACAGAUUUUCAGAGAGCGGUUUAUAUCUUCCAGUGCUUAACAAUGUGGCUUCAUGAGGAGUUUAUGGAUCCUAUAGUGGAGCAUCUUCUCCCGAAGAUAAACAAAAGGCUAAACCCACCCAGUGAUGUUUUGGUAGAUAACAGCUGCUGGGUCUUGUCGUUUUUGGGUGCCUUCUGUGUCAUCAUUCAACUAGUAGCGAUGAAAUUUUAUGCUGGAACUGUGAUGGAGAUGGCAGAUAAUAUGGUAGAUUCAGUGACGGAGCUUGUGGAAAGAAAAAUGGAAGUUGGUUUGCGAGGAGAGCUUUCAGAGAUUUGGAAAUCAUUGUGA